Messenger RNA from Zophobas morio, 575 nucleotides. RefSeq names its product peritrophin-1-like. NCBI's taxonomy places the organism in Eukaryota, Metazoa, Arthropoda, Insecta, Coleoptera, Tenebrionidae. The record is from RefSeq and is a predicted model, not a curated record. The transcript has 5 exons. Gene Ontology annotation, cellular component: extracellular region. Gene Ontology annotation, molecular function: chitin binding. The coding region runs from base 66 to 542 and encodes 158 amino acids.
AUGAUUUUUUUGUCUAUAUAAAGCCUCUCAGUGCAGUUUUUGGCAGUCAGUACCCAGCCGUCAAAAUGAAUAAAUUCAUUGGUUUGAUCACAAUCUGUGCCGCUUUAAUUGCAGGUGGUUCUGCGCAAACGGAUCCAUCAGAUGCCUGCCAUGGUCUUGAUCCAACGCAGACCAUCUUCCUCCCGGUGGCGGGCGACUGUUCCAAGUACAUUCAGUGCUUCAACGAAGUCGGUACUCUGUUUGAGUGCUCCGAGGGUUUGUGGUGGCACCCAGAAAUCAGCGACUGCGAUUAUCCCGGAUCGUACUGCAUUGGUACUAAUGGUUCCACGACCCGUAGACCAUCUCCUGGCCCUGAUCCCAGAUGUGUGGAUGGGAAUACCGCGUACUUCCCGCACCCUGCGUAUUGCAAUAGGUACAUAGAGUGCAUGAACGGCUUCUCCUACGAGAUGGAGUGUCCAACAGGUCUCUACUGGUCAGAUAUUAAAAAAGAAUGUGUCAACGCCAACCAAUCCGAGUGUUGCAACCAUAGUUCCACCUGUUAGAAAAUUUAAUCAAAUAAAGUUGCUAUUGUGAAA